This is a messenger RNA of Brassica napus (rape), 4313 nucleotides long. RefSeq lists its product as uncharacterized. The transcript has a single exon. The coding region runs from base 2681 to 4018 and encodes 445 amino acids. NCBI's taxonomy places the organism in Eukaryota, Viridiplantae, Streptophyta, Magnoliopsida, Brassicales, Brassicaceae. The record is from RefSeq and is a predicted model, not a curated record.
AUUUCAUAUUCCAAAAAUCCGACCCCUCAACUCUAAACCUUAAGUCUAGAUUAGUUAAUCCUAGGGGUAAAAGUGUUUAGUGUAAACAUAAUAUGUCACUAUGAAUGUGGUAUUUGUGGCAAUUCCCAUUAGUUAACACUAGGAGUAUAAGUGUAUUUUAUCCUUCAUUAAAAGUACGGUAAAAGUGAUUAGUGUAGACAUGAAAAGUGGUACUAUGAAUGUGGUAUUUGUGGCAAUUUCCGUUAAUUUAAUUUAUAUUUUAACAUUAUUAUUUUUAUAUUUUAGCUCUACCAGUUUGAAAAAGCAUAAUAUAAUAUUGUUUCUUAUUAUUUAGUUUAGUUUUUUUUAAAGAAUUUAUUUAUAUUUCAGUAGACAUAUUUUAAGAAAAAUAAUCUUUAUUUAUAUUAUAUUAAUGAUUGUUUUAAGAUAGCUAAGAUCAUCAUUAACAUGGACUAUCUUUUAAGAAUUUCUAACAAAUUUAAUAUUAAUAUCUUUUAAAUAAUUUAAUUAAUAGUUAAAUUUUAAAUCAUAAAACUGAGAUAUUUAAGCCAAUCAGAAAUCAACAUGUGUACAGAGUGUUUUAUCUUUUUCUUUUUGAGGAUGUUAAUGAAGAACCAUUAGUUUCUAUAACAUCACCUUUUAUCCUUUUCUUCAUUAUUCUAAUAUACAUAAGCAACCCCCGUUGGGUUGCCCUGAGACUAUCUCCAACAAGACACUAAAACACCAAAUUUAGUAUUAUUUUAUCUCCAACAAGACACUAAAACACCAAAUUUAGUGUUAUUUAAUCUCCAACAAGACAUUAAAAUUGACACCAUUCCAUCAAAUUUAGUGUAAUAUGAAUAGUAGUUCACCAAAUUUUGGUGUAACACUAUUUGUCACACCAAAUCUUUAAAAUACAUAUUAUAUUAAGUUUCAUUAUAAAAGGUUCAAUUACUAUUAAAUUUGUAAUUAAACAUGAAAAUUGUAUUAUUUAUAUUUUAGUUUAUGUUCACAUAAUUAACAAAUUAAAUUUUUAUUUUUAUUUUCACAAUAAAUCACUUGAUGACUAUUAUUAUCUAUCACUUACAAAUAAUAAAAAUCUAAACAUGAUAAAAUAAUUAUUUAUCAGUUAAAAAUAAUAAAAAUAUAUAAAAAUAAAAUUGAAAACAUCAAAUAAUAUAUAAUAAUACUUUUGAUGUAAAAUUGGUGUAACUGUUGGAGAUGACAAAAAUACAAUGACACCAAAUUUGAUAUCAUUUCAACACCAAAUUUGGUGUCAUUGCUAGAGUUGCCAUAAGACAAAACAUUACGUAACCAUUGUAUACUCGGAUCACAAUCAUUGGAACACGAAACGAGAAACAAAGAUUAAAAAAUGGUACAUGUUAAUAAACACAAUACAUGAUAUAUACACUAGGGAUGGAAUCAUUAUCCGAGAUUCAGAUUCGAUGGAAAAUCCAAUCCGAAUCCACUUUGAAAAUCUGGAUAUCCGGAUUGCCGGAUCCUGAUCCAUAUAGUAAAAUGUUGGAUCCUAAUAUCGAGAUUUGUAAUUUUUAUUGAUAAUUAUUUUAAAAUAGUAAUAUUUAUAUUUAUUUUUAUAUUAUAGUAUAAAUAGAAAUAAUUAAAAACAAUAUAAAUAUACAUAUAUAUAUUGUUUUUAAAUUAUUUUUAAUAUUUAAAUAUAUUUUAAAUAUAUAUAUUUAUUUAUUUUAAGAAUUCAUAUCUUGAUCUGGAUAUCCGCUAGAUAUUAUAAUUUUGAAAUGAUAUAUGACGCCUGGAUAUUCAAGAACCCCAUAUCCUGAUAAAAAUAAUGAAAACAUAGAUCUGCCAGAUAAAGAUCCGGAUACAAAUACAUAUUCCAAAUAUUUAUUGUGAUGUUUGGCUUUACAUUUAUAUAUUAAGAGAUUAUUAUUAUUAUUGUCAACAUUUUAAGAGAUUAAAUGAUCAUCUGUUUUAUGUUUUAGAAAUUAUAUUUUCAUAACCAAACUAACAAAAAAACUAAAAACGACUCGAUUGAACUAAAAAACACAAGCAAAACCGAAUUAAAUCGAAACAAACACAAACCAAACCUAAGUCAAUCCGAACCAAACCAAACACAAACCAAACUAAACUAAUUUUAGUUUUUAUCGGUUACAGUUUUCUUAGACUCGAACAAACAAAAAGGAACUAAAUCCAAACACAGUCAGAAUUUAAACCAAAAUUCCAACCCCUAAUAUUCAGGAAGGUCUCAUAAACUUUUUUCUAAAGAAAAUUCAUUUCCUAGUUUUUAUUUAAAAUAAAAUAUUUUGAAAAUUUUGAAAAAGCGAUUUUUUCGAAUUUUAAUAUUUAUUUACUUAUAUAUAUUUUAAUAAUUAACCAAUUAAAUUUAUAAAUAAAAAUAGAAUCUUCAUUUAACCGUUUAGUAAACCCUACUAUUUUAGUCACUUUGACUUUUAGUUGAUUUUUUUAGAACAAAAAUUAAAAAUGAGUUAUUUAGGAGAUUUCCCGUCUUUAAAUAAUAGUUUAGUACUCAUCCCUUUCACCUAUUAUGAAUGAUACAUGUAUAUUCGGUAUGCCAAGAAAGUUAAAAAAAAAAAUUGUUUAAUAUAUUCAGCAAACAUGUAUCAUCAUCACAUAAGACAGACCAACAACACCCUUUUAUCCUUGAAGAAAUCUUUUACACCAAAUCUCUGUCUUUGAAAUAUUUGUUUGGAGAGAACAAAAGAUGGAGGAGAGCAGAAGAGCAGAACAAGUUGAUUUAUUGCAGAGGUUGAAAAAAUUGACAGUUUCUUUGGUUUGUUGUCUUCCAUUGUCUCUUCUAGGGCUUCUUCUCAUGCUUCUCUUAAUCUACAACAGCUUCUCUGCCUUCUCCCUUCAUCUUGAUCCAAUCCCACCCAAAUCCACUCUUUCACUCGAUUAUAACCACCACCAGGUUCUUCAUCAUCAUCCAUCAUUAUCAUCAUCAUCAAGGUCAACUUUAACAUCAUCAUCUAAGUCAGAUUCUUCAAUGUUGCUUGCGGUGAAAGAAACCUCUUUAGGGUUCGUACAAAAGCAGAAAGUUUCGCCAAUAAAGACAGAGAGAAGGACAAGGAGACGGAAGAGAAGAAACGGGUUAACACCCGCGAUGACACAGAAGCCACAAGGCAAAUCAAGGCAAAAAUUCAAGACGAGGAUCAAGUCAUUCUUGUCUGAAUCCUCAUGCGAGUCCCUGUUCUUCAUGAUCUGGAUCUCCUCCUUAGAAUCUUUUGGUGAAAGAGAACGGUUCACAAUAGAGAGUCUCUUCAAGUCUCACCCAAAUAGCUGUCUGAUCCUGGUCUCAAACUCACUCGACUGUGAGCGAGGAACACUCAUCUUGAAACCCUUUACAGAUAAAGGGCUUAAAGUGCUUGCGAUCAAACCAGACUUCACUUACAUUUUCAAAGACACGUCAGCGGAGAAAUGGUUUGAAAGAUUAAAGAAAGGAAUGUUCAGUCCAGGAGUAAUUCCAUUAGAGCAGAACCUCUCUAACAUUCUAAGACUAGCCUUGCUUUACAAGUUCGGAGGGAUCUACUUAGACACAGAUGUUAUAAUCCUCAAACCUCUCACUAAUCUCCACAAUGUAAUCGGAGCACAAACAGUUGAUCCCGUUACAAGGAAAUGGAGCAGGCUCAACAACGCGGUGCUCAUCUUCGACAAGAACCAUCCUUUGCUUAAAAGCUUCAUCGACGAGUUCUCAAGAACCUUCAACGGUAACAAAUGGGGUCACAACGGUCCAUACUUAGUGUCAAGAGUGGUUGCAAAAUUCAACGUUUCUAACUCUUCCUGGGAUAUGGGAUUCUCUGUUCUUCCACCAUCUUCGUUUUAUCCGGUGGAUUGGACUAGGAUCAGUGGAUUUUACAGAGCGUCCGUGAAUGGGAGGGAGGCAAAUUGGUCACAUAAGAGACUUAUGCAUUUACGUAAACAUAGCUUAUCUGUUCAUCUUUGGAACAGAGAGAGUAAGAAGCUUAGGAUUGAAAAAGGUAGCAUCAUUCAAAAACUCAUGUCUGAUUCUUGUAUCUUCUGUAACUCUUCAUUUUUACAUUAGUUUUUUUUUGUCACAACAUUUUUACAUUAGUAAAACAAGAACAUGCAAAGUAAAUUUCCCACAAGAGAGAGAGAUAUAGACAAAAGACAAUUAUAUCUGCAUGAUGUUAACAUACAAAUUUCCUGUUCUAUCUGCCACUUUUGAGGAGCCCUACAAAACAAGCAAUGUGUUAUGUGUAUUUUCUAGAUCCGAAGUCUGUUUCUUCUAGUUAUUUAUGGCGAAUUUUAGGGGUAAAUCCGUCUUUUAAGUUUUGCUUAUCACAAACGCAGCACAUAAGGUUAGAUAUCCAAAUGCA